AUGAAUUAUUUUUUAAAAAUUUAUAAGGAAAAUAAAUGUAAAACAUUCUAUUCAAGAAAUAAAUUAAUUGAAUAUAAAGAGAGAGAAUAUAUAGAAUUUAUAGAGUAUUCUGGUUUAGAGAAAAUAGAAUAUGGUGAUUUACCAUUUUAUGGUAUAUUAGAAAAAGUUUCAAUUACAAAUUAUAAUGGUAUUAUUGAUGGUAUUAUAAUACCAAUGGGUGUUUCAACUGUAAUUUAUCCAAGCCUGUCUGUUUGUGAAACAAUAUUAUCGACAUUACCAAAAUCAGUUACUUCAGUCGAAAACGUAAUGCUUAAUUCACCAAUAGAUACCUCAUCAUCACCAAUACCAGAAACAAUUGAAAAGAUAUCUUUUCAUGAUUUUUUAAAUCCAAAUUUUUUAAAAGGAAAUAUUUUUCCAAAAUCUUUAAAAGCAUUAUCAAUUCUAAGUUCUGGUUUUAGUCAUAAUAGUAAAUCGUUUUAUUUUGAAAAUGGUGAAGUUCUUGAUUCGGUUGAGUAUUUAAAAAUUGAUAUUUAUUUAGAACCAGAUAAGGAAACUGAAUUGCUUAGCUUUUUACCAAAAAAUUUAAAAAUUUUAGAUUUGGAAAUGCAUGGUAAAAUUACACCAUUCUCUUUACCAAAUUCAAUAACCAUUCUUAACAUUAGACUACCAUAUAAUGAUCCAGUUCAAAUUAAAAGGGAUAUGAUUCCUCAAAGUGUUACUAGUCUUAAAAUAGAUUGUUCACGUUUUAUUUCAAUUGAAAGAGAUUCUUUAACAAAUUCAUUAACUAUUCUUAAUUUAAAAUUCUCAUAUCAUAACCCACUGGUGGAAAUUAAAAAACAUAUGAUUCCUCAAAGUGUUACUAAAUUAACAAUAGAAUGUACAAAUAAUUAUUGUUCAAUUGAAAGAGAUUCACUAAAUAAUCUUUUAAAUUUAACUGAACUUUCAUUUAUUAAAGCUAAUAUAAAACCAGGAUUAGUCUCAAAUGGAUUACCACCAAAUUUAAAAAAGUUAAAUUUAAGUUUACGUCUUGAAAGAUUAACAUUUGAAAAGAAUUGUUUCCCAGAAAGUUUAACUCAACUUAAUUUUGUUAGUCAAGAAAGUUGGUCAUAUGAAACACAUGGUUCACCUGGUUUUCAAAUGCUUGAUUCCAACUCAUUUCCAAAAUCAUUAAAAUCAUUAAAUUUACCAUUCUCAUUUAAUCAACCAUUGAAAUUAACAGAUGAAUAUAUUCUAAAAUCAAAUGGUUCAUUUAAAACUGCAAUUCAAUCAAUAUUUCAAAAUAAAAACAAAUUUAUACCUGGUUUUUUAAUACCAAGAAAUGUCGAAUCAUUAAAAAUUGGAUAUUUUUUUAAUCAACCAAUUAAUAUUGGUGAUUUGCCAGAUUCAUUAACUUAUUUACAAAUUGGUGAAGUUUGUCGUUUCACUCAAUCUAUAUUCAAACAAAAUCUUUUAAAAAAUUCAAUUCCAAAUAAUAUUCAAACUUUAAUAUUACCAAAUGAAUAUUGUAUUUAUUUAUUAAAUGAUCCGAAAUAUAUUGAUGUAUUACCAAAUUCUAUAAAAACUCUUAAAUUUUUAAUUAAAAGUUCAGAUAGUACAAAUAAUUUAUUAAUUCAAAAAACUAUUAAUAAUCUUUUAAUUGAAAAUGAAAUUGAUAAUUGUUUAACAAUUUAUCAAUUAUUAUUAAUAAAUAAAAAUUGGAUUGCUUGGGAAAUUUAUAAUAAAAAUAAAUGUAAAAUAUUUUCCUCAAGGAAUGAAUUAAUUGAAUAUAAAGAGAGAGAAUAUAUACAAUAUAUAAAGUAUACUGGUUUAGAGAAAAUAGGAUGUGGUGAUUUACAAUUUUGUGGUGUAUUAGAAAAAGUUUCAUUUGAUCAUGAUUUACCAUUUUAUGGUGCAUUAGAAAUAGUUUCAUUUGUUGAUCAUGAAGGUACAAUUGAUGGUAUUAUAAUACCAAUGGGUGUUUCAACUGUGAUUUACUCUAAAAACUAUAAUACUGGUUCAACAAUAUAUCAACAUUACCAAAAUCAGUUACUUCAGUCAAGAAUGUAA
Dictyostelium discoideum AX4 is the source of this 2046-nucleotide messenger RNA. RefSeq lists its product as hypothetical. The coding region runs from base 1 to 2046 and encodes 681 amino acids. NCBI's taxonomy places the organism in Eukaryota, Evosea, Eumycetozoa, Dictyosteliales, Dictyosteliaceae. The record is from RefSeq and is a predicted model, not a curated record. The transcript is spliced from 4 exons.